UCGCAGAACCUCCCCUCGCCUCUGUCAGCAGUGUCAUGUUGCCGAGUCCUUGAGAGCUACUCAAUGUGAAUGUUAGCUAUCUUAGAGGACUGAUCAAGCCUUGGACUUUGCCAGCUUAGGACUCUUUGAAGUGUCAGGUGGGAACUCCUGCAACCAAACCACCGCUGAAGACACCGCGACCCCCUUGGCUAAUACCUCUACCUGCUCAUCUUGCCACCAUGUCGUCGGUACAAGUCAUUUAUCACCAGAAGAUCCACAAUUAUCUUUUGAAUUCCGUGUUCCCCAAAGAUGAUCUUCCAGCUGUGAAGGAACCGUUUGAGAACUGCUACCGAGUGGGACCGGUUAUCGGAACGGGCGGUUUUGGCACCGUCUACUCCGGAGUGAGGAUUGCUGAUAACUUACCUGUGGCAAUUAAACAUGUGGCCAGAGAUCGGAUUGGCGAGUUAAAGCACAUGAAUGGAACUCUGGUUCCUCUGGAAAUCUACCUCUUGAAGAAGGUGUCCACUGGCUGCCGAGGGGUCAUCCAACUACUGGAUUGGUACGAGAGACCCGACGGCUUCAUCAUCAUUAUGGAGCGACCAGAACCUGUACAGGACCUCUUUGACUUCAUCACCGAGAGAGGGGCUCUGGGCGAGGAACUGGCCUCUAAGUUUUUUCGGCAGGUGGUAGAGGCAGUCCAGCAUUGUCACUCCUGCGACGUCGUCCAUCGAGACAUCAAAGACGAGAACAUUCUGGUUGAUCUCAGGACUGCCGAGCUGAAGCUGAUAGACUUUGGGUCGGGCGCCUUACUGCGCGAAGCGGUUUACACGGACUUUGAUGGUACUAGAGUGUACAGUCCACCAGAAUGGAUUCGCUUUCACCGCUAUCACGGCUGCUCUGCUACUGUGUGGUCCCUGGGCAUCCUGCUUUACGACAUGGUCUGCGGGGACAUUCCCUUCGAACACGAUGACGAGAUCUUGAGGGGCAAGAUCCAGUAUCGCUGCAGGGUUUCCAGAGAAUGUCAACACCUGAUUGAGUGGUGUCUGUCCAAGAGGCCUUCAGACAGGCCAUCCCUGGAGCAGAUUCUGUCGCAUCCAUGGAUGUCCCAAGAAAAGUUACUUGAUCAAAAAGACAAAAACAAAGUAUCAAGAAAGCUAGACAAAGAGCCAAGCAGCACGAGCCAGGAGAGUCUGUGAUCCUACAAAAAAAUGACACUCUUUGAGUGACGUAAGGGAAAAAAAUGUUGCUCAGCCCUCGUAUGGAUGGGUUGGCGUGGAACUGUGCGUCUGGAGGCUUGGAUUCCCCAGGGGGCAGACGGAGCUGUCCCAUUACAGCAUACCUCAAAGGGAUCUAAGAAAGGAGACCUCAGACCGUGGACUUCUUGAACGAGGCCCCUGAAAUAGACUCACGUGGAAAGUGUUGGAGAGCGAAAGGGGCUUGCCCGUCCGCGAUGUUCUGCUGGGUUCUACUAGCAAUCACGAAACACACAUUGUACCCGCAUCUCUGUAUUCCGCAGAGUUCUUGUUUAGUUCUAAACAUCUUCAGAUACUUGACCGUCUUGAAUGUGCAUUCACGUACUGCCAGUAUGGGAGGGAUGAUCCCUUUCUCAACAUGCAUCCUAUCUGUUAAUAUAAAAGAAAACUAAAGCCAUAAGACAACUUCCCUAACCCACCCCACCCCAUCUCCAGCAGCGCAAUUGUCUGACUUUUAUCUUCA
This is a messenger RNA of Spea bombifrons (plains spadefoot toad), 1695 nucleotides long. Its product is annotated as serine/threonine-protein kinase pim-1-like. Gene Ontology annotation, molecular function: protein serine/threonine kinase activity; ATP binding. The transcript is spliced from 6 exons. The record is from RefSeq and is a predicted model, not a curated record. NCBI's taxonomy places the organism in Eukaryota, Metazoa, Chordata, Amphibia, Anura, Pelobatidae. Gene Ontology annotation, cellular component: cytoplasm. Bases 219 to 1175 code for a protein of 318 amino acids. Gene Ontology annotation, biological process: negative regulation of apoptotic process; regulation of mitotic cell cycle; protein autophosphorylation.